Bipolaris zeicola 26-R-13 is the source of this 1509-nucleotide messenger RNA. RefSeq lists its product as uncharacterized. The record is from RefSeq and is a predicted model, not a curated record. Gene Ontology annotation, molecular function: ubiquitin protein ligase activity. The transcript has 2 exons. The coding region runs from base 1 to 1509 and encodes 502 amino acids. NCBI's taxonomy places the organism in Eukaryota, Fungi, Ascomycota, Dothideomycetes, Pleosporales, Pleosporaceae. Gene Ontology annotation, biological process: negative regulation of gene expression via chromosomal CpG island methylation; protein ubiquitination.
AUGGCUAAUCAGAAAGAGGAAAUGUCAAUGCGACCACCAGCAUGGAUGCUGAAAGCGGCACGAAAUGCUGUGGAAGUAUCAGGUGUCAACUCAGAAGAAGCAUUCGCUGCUAGGAUCCUUGACGUAGGGAAGCAGGCAGAAGCGGGUAGCAAGCAGCACCAAGAAACCAUAAGCUUGUUAGCAAACAAGAUGAAGGAGUUGAAUCCGAAGCCAGUAUUGAAAUCUUCGGAUAGCGCUGCUCCCACCGUGGCCACUUCUAGAAAGAUCAUACAAGCGCCAGACAAGAACAAGCGAAAGGAGGCAGUAAAAACUGUAGACAAAAAACAGAGUAAGAAAAUAAGGUUUCUUACUGAGCAGGUGGAGGAUGGCUCGUCACUGAAAGACACGGCACGCCAACCACAAAAGGGGGCAUUGACUACAGCAGUAAACAAUGCAAAUCCCAAGGAGACCAUUCCUGCACCGUUAAAAUCCUUGCGAACUCUCCAAUGCAAGUUGGAUCAAUAUACCGUACACCAGGACCUACCAGAAUGGUACACCUCCAUCUCCACUGACAGCAUACACAUGAAGAACCUGUCCAAACGGCGGCCCCCUGCGCUCACAGCCCUAGACGCCCUCAAAUACCUCGCCCGCCAGUGCGAAGACGCCCCCAAAAGGAACCGAUCCAGCGAUCUCCCAAAUCUCUACAACAAACUCCGCGAUCUCAUCCACAAAGCCGAGAUCACUCUCCCCGUAACCCCCUACAUACUCCGCAAAACGCACAUGCUUUCCCCUCAAAAUGGCCUCCCCCGAAUCUUCCGCGCAGAGACAAACUUCCCUCCAGACAUCAAAGCAGACAGCUACCAACUCUACAAGCGCUGGUACGCCGGCAACCUAACCCAAGACCUCCUCCGCGGCAUACUUACCAAAAAAUCCACAAACCGCUCCUCCGACUCCAUCUGCCCCGUCUACCGCUCCACAUACCCCGUGACCGCCAAAUACAUCGGCCAAGGCCACCUCGUGCCCGGCCAAUGGUGGCCAACUCAACUCUGCGCCGUGCGCGACGGCGCCCACGGCCACCCGCAAGGCGGCAUCUUCGGCGGCAAGACCCACGGCACCUACUCCAUCGUACUGUCCAGCGGAACCGGAUACUCCGACCUCGACGACGGCAACCUGAUUCACUAUUUCGGCACCGAAAACAACGACAACGCCGGCUCCAUCUCCGAGAAUACCAAACACUUGCUUACAUCGAUGCAGACGCGGGAUCCGGUGCGCGUGCUGAGAUCGAGUCAGUUGGCCAAGGGGAAUAAGUAUCGUCCGCAGAGGGGGAUUAGGUAUGAUGGGUUGUAUACGGUUGUGGCGUAUGAGGUUUUGGAUGAGAAGAAGGGCGUGCUGAGGUUUCGGCUCGAGAGGUGUGAGGGGCAGGAGGGGAUUAGGUGGGAGGGCGAGGCCAGGAGGCCGACGGUGUAUGAAGUUCGGGAGUAUGAGCGGUUGAAGGAGGAGGGGGCGUGGGUUGCGUGUGUUGAGAAAUGA